This is a messenger RNA of Olea europaea var. sylvestris, 2941 nucleotides long. Its product is annotated as histone-lysine N-methyltransferase ATX3-like. The record is from RefSeq and is a predicted model, not a curated record. NCBI's taxonomy places the organism in Eukaryota, Viridiplantae, Streptophyta, Magnoliopsida, Lamiales, Oleaceae. The transcript has 2 exons. Bases 1700 to 2086 code for a protein of 128 amino acids.
UUCCCUGACCUGUUGACUCACAUCCCACUAUUCACCUUCCUUUCAAAACUUUAGGAGCGGGACGAUGAAGUUGGGGGUUCAACCCUCCUUUAUUUUUUUAUUUUUUCAUUAUACAUGCGUGUAUGUAUUCAGUUUUUUUUUCUGGCAAAAGUUGUAUACAAAGCACUUUAUUCUCUGCGAUUCACAAAAUCUCUCCCAUCUUCUGUUUUCUCGAUAGGUUUGUUCAAUUUUUGAUGGUAUUUUCGUUUCUGAGAAUCUGAGGACAAAAAUCUUUAAUUUUUGUUGAGGAUCCUAGAGAUUUUGUAGAUUACUCUUUUAUUUUAUGGUUAGAAUCUGGGCUGUUUUCAAUUUCGUCGGUUUUGUUGUUCCGUGGUUCAAAUUAGGCUUACCAGGGAAGUUCGUGAAAAAGUAUAACUGUGGUAUUGAGAGUUAUUGGGUGAAUUUGCUCUAUUGAGAGUUAUUGGGUGAAUUUGCUCUAGACGAUUUGAAUAACUUUUCCUGUUCUAUUCAAUUCAAUUGUUUGGGAAAGAGGGUUAGAGUUUUUAGCUUUUGGGUUGGCGAUGGUUGAAUUCAUCUGAUAAGGGGACAAUGAUCGCGAAACAGAUGAGAAAAUUUGAAACGAACCUCAAGCGAUGCAAAGCAGAGAAUAAGGAAGACUUACCUAUUGAGAAUGAGGGGGAAUCAUGCUUCACAGUGAAUUCCAAGAAGGUGAAAACAACCGAUGGGCUUUUCACUGUUCCUGUAAAACAAUUUGAAGAGUGCAACAUUAAUUUCCAGAACAAUUUGCCCACAGGAGCUAGUUUCUACAUCGGUGAUGAGAUCUCCAUACCCAAACUAAAAUUCGGACUCAAACUCAGACUCAGAUAGGUCUUAAUAGUAAGCCUCCUCUGUUGAAGUCUAACAGAGGGCGUACACAGGUACUACCAUCGAAAUCCAAUGACUCAGUUUUGCAUUCAUGGAAGAAAGAAAAAUCUGAGAGUGAUGAUUAUGGAAGCAGUACUUUGGAUACAGAUAAUGUGGACGGUGGAAAUCAUAGUAAGAAGAAACUAAAGCGUCAAAAGUUUUGCAAUGAUGAAAUAUAUUUCUAAAAACAGAAAAGUGAAGAUCAAAAUGACUUCCAAUUUUAUACUACAAGUUUAUUACACCCUCCAACACCAAAUAUGGGUAUAGAGACUGGUCUGACGGUAAAAUGUAUUCGAGUUCCUGAAGUCAAGUGACAUCAGUUAAUGAAGGAUGUUCUAGUGUUUCACAAGUGGUGGAUACUCAAGGAGGGAGGUGAAUGGAUUUGUGGGAGUGCAGAAGAUGGUCAAGGAGGAUGAGACUGUAAAGAAGGCGGCUGAUUUUUAUCAGCCUGAAGAUUUUGUAUGGGGGGAUAUAGUUUGGGCUAAAUGUGGUAAGAAUUUCCCAGCUUGGCCAGCUAUUGUGAUUGAUCCGCUGUGGCAAGCACCUGAAUCUGUUCUGAGGGCUUGUGUUCGAGGCACACUCUGUGUGAUGUUUUAUGGGUAUUCAAAGAUGGACAUAGGGUAAUUAACUUCCUCAUGUUUUGCACUUGCGUUUGUGCUCGAUGGAUAUGAAAUAUUAUUGAGUACUGUAUGGCAUGGUAUACGUAUAUGUUAAUAUUUGAAGAAUGCCUUGAGCAGUUAAAAAUUACAAUGGAUGUGACUGUGACAUCACUUUUAACUGUUGUUAGCAUUUUUAAAUGCAUAAACAAAGGCACUUAGAUUUUCUGGCCAAUAGUGACACUGGAGGCUUUUAUUUUUACUGUUAUAUCCAGGAUUAUGCAUGGAUAAAAGCUGGAAUGGUUUUUCCCUAUCACGAAUACAUGGACAGAUUUCAGGGGCGGACUAAGUUGUAUGGCAGCAAAGCUAGUGAUCUCCAAAUGGCUAUAGAGGAAGCUAUUUUAGCUGAAAAUGGCUUCACAAAUCCUUCGGUUGAGACUGUGCAGGAAGCUUUACCUGAGACAAAAUCCAGUGAAAUUGAACAGGCGACUGGGUCAAAUCAGAAGUCACAACAUUAUUUCAUUGAGCAGGUGAGUUUUCAUGAAGCUCAGUUUUUAUUGUUAAACAUGAAUAACAUAUAUAUUUAGUUAUGUUUCAAAAUGGUGCUAGUACAAGUUACAAUUCAACUCACUCGUACUUGUUAGGAUAUUCCAUUGAUUUCUUAGGUUUUUUUGAGGUUUGUUUUUCAGACCUUACUUUUCAGAACAGAUUUGCAAAAUAUUCUACUUAAUGUCAAAUUGGAGUAUUAGUGUUAAGAAGAAGGUAAUUUACUUUCGGUCGCUACCAUCUUUCCAACUUGACUAAUGGUGCUUGGAAUUUGUACUAAUUAAGUUACUGAUAACCAGAACUUGUAGAUUACAAGCUAAAGAGAUGGUAUCACUUCUUUUAUGCUAAUUUUAUUACUAUCUACUACUUAUGUAGAUUUCAUUUUUUUACUAUAUUCCUAAAUAUUUGUUUUUCUUACUUUUGGGGCAUGGAGGUCUUGGAAUACAUAGAAUUUGUUAGAACCUUUUGUGCUUUUAAAUGCAUGAUUUCCUCGUGGUAUGGAAGGACCAUACUUUCAUAUCGACCAUACUCUAGUCUUUAUGUGGAAACAAUUUGAGAUUUAAGUUACAUGUAUCAGAUUAAAUAUGAACAAAUAUGCCAACUUGUUCAGUUGGUUGAUCUGUAUUUUGCUUAUGAUAAAAAAAAAACUUGGAGAUGUUAAAUCAUUAUAUUAUUUGAUUUAUAAAUGUAAUAAACUUGCAAGUACUUAUAUGACUUUUGUAUUGUUGGAUUGUAGAAAUAUUUUUUCAGGAAAAUGAAUUGAAACCGUUUGAUACUUAAUAUUUAUUUUUCACUUAUUUUUAGCCAGGAUAGUUAAUCGAUUAUCAAAUAUUAUUAACUUGUAAAAUAUUUUAAUUGUUUGAGCACCGAAUGUAAUUCCAUAUAUUUUGGCGUAA